GCAGAGUGUGCGCGCCCGGCCGCGACCCGCCGCAGGGUCCGGGCCGUUGCUGUGGCAACGCGCCGGCAAACGGGCCGCAGGGCCUCCCUCUGCGGGCGAGCCCGCUUCGCCUGCCGGUGUCUCCCGGGGCCCAGCCGUCGGGACCCCACUCCCCCGGGGUCCGAGGUUUGGGGUGGUCCCAGUCGGCCCCGUUCAGCUCCACCUCCCACCUCACCCAUCCUGGGACCCGACCCUUUUCGGAAGUUGAAAGCGACCGACUGUAGCUCUCACGCGUGAAUGUAAGUGUAGUGCGUCAUUACCCUAGGACCUCGCAACUGGAAGUCACAGUUCUCACCGUCGGCUUACCGUAUCCCUUUCGGUCUGGUUCUUUUCCUCAAAGAGCGGGAACUUCUUUCCUUCAAGUUGUGUUUGUUGCAGAGUUAAGCAAAUGGCCAAUAGUGGCUUUGGUAAGAAAUCCACAAAAUGCUCCAACUGUUCAUCUACUUCCAAGGAAGGUUCAUUUUUUGUAUGUGCCUGUAAAACAAGGCUUUCUCCAACUUCUGUGGUGGAAAUGUCCCAAGCAUCGAGCAUUGGCAGCUCAGAAUUUAUGGUUUCACCGGAGAGGAUAAAAGAAAACCAAACCAGCAUAGAUAGUUCCUCUGGGAAAGAUACGCCCUCAAAAACCUCAAACAUGAAGAGAAAAACAUCUCAGCAACAGUGGAGUCGGGGCAACAUUACAGAAGGAAAGAUUCCUCACAUAAGGAUGGACCAUGGAGCUGCAAUUCAGGAAUUCUAUACCUUUGGAAAAAUAUUGGGACAAGGGAGCUUUGGAAUGGUCAUUGAAGCCACAGACAAGGAAACAGAAACUAAGUGGGCAAUUAAAAAAGUGAACAAAGACAAGGCUGGAAGCUCUGCUGUGAAGUUGCUCGAACGGGAGGUGAACAUCCUAAAAAGUGUGAAACAUGAACACAUCAUACACCUGGAGCAAGUGUUUGAGACGCCUAAGAAAAUGUACCUGGUGAUGGAGCUUUGUGAGGAUGGAGAACUCAAAGAAAUUCUGGAUAGGAAAGGGCGUUUCUCUGAGAAUGAGACGAGGUGGAUCAUUGAGAGUCUCGCAUCCGCUAUAGCCUAUCUUCACAAGAAGGAUAUAGUACAUAGAGAUCUAAAACUGGAAAACAUAAUGGUUAAAAGCAGCUUUAUUGAUGAUAACAAUGAAAUGAACUUAAACAUAAAGGUGACUGAUUUUGGCUUAGCAGUGAAGAAGCAUGGAAGGAGUGAAGCCAUGCUGCAGGCCACAUGUGGGACUCCUAUCUAUAUGGCCCCUGAAGUUACCAAUGCCCACGACUACAGCCAGCAGUGUGACAUUUGGAGCAUAGGUGUCAUCAUGUAUAUUCUAUUAUGUGGGGAACCACCCUUUUUGGCAAGCUCAGAAGAGAAGCUUUUUGAGCUAAUAAGAAAGGGAGAACUACGUUUUGAAGAUCCAGUCUGGGAGUCCGUAAGUGACCGUGCUAAAAGUGUUUUGAAACAGCUUAUGAAAGUAGAUCCCGCUCACAGAAUCACAGCUAAGGAACUACUAGAUAACCAGUGGAUAACAGGCAAUACGCUUUCUUCAGCAAGACCAACCAAUGUAUUAGAAAUGAUGAAGGAAUGGAAAAAUAACCCAGAAAGUGAUGAGGAAAACACAACAGAUCUAAAGGACAACUGGUCCAUUCAAGAAAAGUUGAAAGAUUACCAACCCGGCAGCCCCAGCGGAAACGUCCAGGAUGUCAGUAGCACCUCGGAUGAAGAGGAGGAGAAACAGUCCACUGCUUAUAAAAAGAAAUCUCCUGUGAGCAGUAAGAAGGAAAACGUGGACAACUUGGACGCGAAGUGUACAAAUUCCACAUCUUGCAGACACCUUCCAGCUGCACUCCAGGGCGAGCCACAGAAACCCCCCAUGACUUCAAGCCAAGGACCAGCAACCAAACUCAUCGCUAAAUCCAGUGCCCUGCCUAAAACCAAAAAGAAACUCUAGUGUCCUUCACCGAGGCGCGGUACAACCACAGAGCCGCGCUUUCUGGCGCUAAGACAAGGAAAUGCGAGGGGAGAGGACAGGACUAUGUCGAGCUUUUAGCCUUUAGCCCCGCUGAGCCCUGCCCUGUGUUUGCGCCAGCCGAAACGCGAAGCUAGGUAUGUCCACGCAGCCUGGUGUGAAAGGCCAGCCACCCACCGGCUUGAUGGUGGGCUGCAGCUGAAACGGAUCCAAGAGGUUUUCGAGAAUUGUUUAGAGGAG
Ailuropoda melanoleuca (giant panda) is the source of this 2251-nucleotide messenger RNA. RefSeq names its product serine/threonine kinase 33 (gene STK33). NCBI's taxonomy places the organism in Eukaryota, Metazoa, Chordata, Mammalia, Carnivora, Ursidae. Gene Ontology annotation, biological process: protein phosphorylation. The transcript is spliced from 13 exons. The coding region runs from base 428 to 1993 and encodes 521 amino acids. The record is from RefSeq and is a predicted model, not a curated record. Gene Ontology annotation, molecular function: ATP binding; protein kinase activity.